CAGCAGCUAUGGGAGGCCCGUAAUCUGCCAGCACCCUAUGUCAAAAAAUUCUACACACCAGCAGUGUGUGAGAGGAGACCUGAAAGUGGCACAUGGCAGAGUGUGGCGAUGGAGACAGCAGCAAUGGGAGGCCUACAGGGACCCAUGACAGACUCUGGACCUGGCAGGCAGCAGCAUGAGGAGGCGGUAUAUAGGGGCCUAUGGCAGAUUAGGGGCCUGGCAGCAGCUAUGGGAGCCCGUAAUCUGCCAGCACCCUAUGUCAAAAAAUUCUACACACCAGCAGUGUGUGAGGAGACCUGAAAGUGGCACCCAUGAGAGACUCUGGACCUGGCAGCAGCAUGA
Staurois parvus is the source of this 342-nucleotide messenger RNA. The record is from the annotation of a GenBank genome assembly. NCBI's taxonomy places the organism in Eukaryota, Metazoa, Chordata, Amphibia, Anura, Ranidae.